This is a messenger RNA of Punctularia strigosozonata HHB-11173 SS5, 2451 nucleotides long. RefSeq names its product voltage-gated chloride channel. Gene Ontology annotation, cellular component: endoplasmic reticulum; early endosome; membrane. The record is from RefSeq and is a predicted model, not a curated record. Gene Ontology annotation, biological process: chloride transport; intracellular copper ion homeostasis; intracellular iron ion homeostasis. Gene Ontology annotation, molecular function: voltage-gated chloride channel activity. The coding region runs from base 199 to 2367 and encodes 722 amino acids. Lineage: Eukaryota; Fungi; Basidiomycota; Agaricomycetes; Corticiales; Punctulariaceae. The transcript has 19 exons.
GACCCCGACGAUGCUGCCGAGCAGGUGAAGCGUUACGAGGACUUCACGACCAUCGAUUGGAUACAGGAUAGCAUAAUUGAGCACAACCGCAGGCUACGACGCGAACACGCACAACGCGAAGAGUAUUACUCUCAUUUAUCUCGCCAAACCCCGUCAGGUUCCUGGUUCGACGUCAAGGUCACAAUACCGUGGCUAUGGAUGCAAUUGCGUGGUCUGUUAUGGGCGGGACAGGGCUGGCUUGUGAUCAGUCUCGUUGGUAUAUGUAUAGGCGUGAAUGCCGCGGUCAUCUCCAUUACCACGGAAUGGCUCUCUGACAUCAAAAUGGGCUAUUGCUCGGAUGGAUGGUGGUUGAAUCAACAAUUCUGCUGUUGGGAAGUCGAAGAAGACGUUUCCGAUGCUCAAGGUUAUGGAUGCGCUAGCUGGCAUCCCUGGUCCACAUAUACGUUCGCUCGAUGGAUCAUCUAUAUUCUAUGGGCUGCUAUAUUCUCGUUCGUGUCUGCUCACCUGGUGAGGUCAAUCGCCAAGUACGCCGCGGGUUCUGGUAUUUCGGAGAUCAAGUGUAUCCUUGCCGGAUUCGUGAUGCAUGGGUUCCUGGGCUUCGGGACGUUUUUCAUCAAGAGCGUGACCUUGCCGAUGGUGAUUGCCUCUGGACUCAGCGUCGGUAAAGAAGGACCCUCAGUGCAUGUCGCAUGCUGCAUCGGCAACCUGAUUGCUGGACUCUUCUCGCGGUACACGAAGAGCCAAGAGAAGCGGCGAGAGGUUUUGACGGCCGCAAGUGCUGCCGGUGUUGCAGUCGCCUUUGGCUCACCUAUUGGUGGUGUCUUGUUCUCGAUCGAGGAAAUGAGCCAUGUGUUCAAUAUACAAACUAUGUGGCGUAGUUUUGUCUGCGCUCUAGUCGCUACAGUCACGCUAUCGGCGAUGAACCCCUUCCGCACGGGCAAACUCGUGUUGUUUCAAGUCACCUACGAUCGUGACUGGCACUGGUUCGAGGUCAUUUUCUACGUCAUAUUGGGAAUCUUCGGGGGUUUGUAUGGUGCCUUUGUCAUCAAGUUCAACUUGAUGGUUGCUGCUUUUCGUCGAAAGUAUCUUGCAAAUCACGGAGUUGUAGAGGCUGUUGCUCUUGCAACUCUGACAGCCUUCAUUGGUUAUUCCAACCGAUUCCUGCGCAUCGACAUGACGGAAAGUAUGGAAAUUCUCUUCAAGGAAUGCGAAGGCGGUGGCGAUUACGAGAAUCUUUGCCAGUCGACCUACCAGUGGCGUAUGGUAAACUCGUUAUUCCUGGCUACAAUCAUUCGCAUCGGGCUGGUGAUUAUAUCGUACGGAUGCAAAGUGCCCGCUGGCAUAUUCAUCCCAUCCAUGGCCAUUGGAGCAUCAUUUGGGCGGAUGGUGGGAAUCAUGGUCAAGGCAAUAGCUACACCUGGCGAAGGGCUCUUCGCGUACUGCCAACCUGACGUACCAUGCAUUACACCAGGGACCUACGCCUUCCUUGGUGCGGCUGCGGCACUCAGUGGUAUCAUGCGCAUCACAGUUACUGUCGUCGUGAUCAUGUUUGAACUGACAGGCGCCCUGACCUAUAUCUUGCCAACCAUGAUCGUGCUGCUGGUUACCACAGCCGUAGGCGACUUCCUCGGCACACGCGGGAUCGCCGACGAGAUGAUUCGUUUCAACGGAUUCCCGUUCCUGGAAAAGGAAGAUCAUGCAUUCAACGAAUCCGUAUCUCGUGUAAUGCGGAGUGAACUGCAUACACUUCAUGCUACGGGCCUGCGCGUAGCAGACGUUGAGGCAAAGUUGUCCGCUACCGACGUGAGGGGUUUUCCGAUCGUAUGUGCUGACGGAGCUCGUGUGCUGCUCGGAUACAUCGACAGAGCGGACUUGCGUUACGUUUUGGACAAAAGCUCCCGACUACGAGGAACUACAUCCGAAACUAGGUGCUCCUUCAUAGCGCACGAUGAUGUACCCUCAACACCAGACCUUCCGGCCUCGUCAUCAGGGCAGGCCAUCGGUGUUGAAGAGGAAAUCUCUGCUGAGAUCCUUAGGAAUACCGCUACUCGUGAUGUGCUCAAUUUGUCGCCGUGGGUCAACCAGGCUCCAUUGACAGUGUCACCCAAGCUUCCGCUCGAAAUCGCUAUGCAGUUAUUCAAGAGGAUGGGACCACGCGUCAUCCUCGUCGAGGAGCAAGGCGUCCUUGUCGGACUCCUUACAGUCAAGGAUGUAUUGCGCUUCAUCGCGCAGGAACAUGCCGAAGACUUAGCGCUGUGGGACUAUCAAGAGGAAGUGGACGAGGUGGCAGAGCAGCUACGUAGUAUGGCAUCGAUAUCGUCCGGCUCAGGACUUAUAGACAGAGCUCGUCGAAUUUUUGGGCGCUAAGUCAUAACUUACUUAUGUAUGGGGGUUGCAUUCUUGACGAUGCUGUACGACUUGCGAUAAGGCCGUGUAGCCCAACGAGCCGAC